Brachypodium distachyon (stiff brome) is the source of this 3149-nucleotide messenger RNA. Its product is annotated as nitrate regulatory gene2 protein. NCBI's taxonomy places the organism in Eukaryota, Viridiplantae, Streptophyta, Magnoliopsida, Poales, Poaceae. The record is from RefSeq and is a predicted model, not a curated record. Bases 372 to 2735 code for a protein of 787 amino acids. The transcript is spliced from 6 exons.
UCCCCAGCCGACUCCGCGCCAAGGGUCCCAACCGCCAGUGACCCCACGCCCACGCUUCAGGCAUCUCCCAUCUGCCGCAGAGCGCUCGCAGGCAAGAGGCACCGCCCCACACCUGCUCAUCAUCUCCGAAGCUUCUCUCCUCCUCUCGCCACCGCGCUCGACGACGACCAGUGCCGACCUCCCCGGCCGGAGCUGCCGCACCCGAGAUCCUGCCCUGCUCCCGGCCCACUUCGCGGCCCAGCCAGGUCGCUGUCUGGCACUGUUUCUUAUCAGAGCAUCCUCCACAAUACUAGCUUUGAUCUGCAGUUUAUGGCCGUGACUUUGCAUGUUCUUGCAAAUUUUAUUCCACACUGAGAGCAAUACACAUUAAAAUGGGUUCUACCAGAGCAAAGAAUGAAGAUGACAAGGCCCUUGUGCUGUGCCAGGAAAGAAAACGUUAUGUUAGAGAAGCACUUGAUGGAAGAUGUGCACUUGCAGCUGCUCACUUUGCUUAUAUUCAAUCACUGAGACAUACAGGGUUUGCUCUGAGAAAAUUUGUAGAACCUGAUGUGCCAACAGAUUCUUCGCUGUACACAUCAACAUCCGCAACACCAGAGCCUCCUGCCAUUAGGCAGAGAUCGAUGAACCUAUCCCCAUCUGUGUCACAUCAGGCUAGCGACUCUUUCUCCCCAGCUGCAUCCCCGUUUUCUUCAAGACAUUUCCAUGUCAGUCAUAUGAAAGCUGGGAGGAACCCAGUGAGGACUGUUGAAGAAAAGGUGCCUGUUCCUGUAACAGCAACUCUGCAAACCUCAUCCCCUGUUCCAAUACAACCUGUACAUGAUCUGGAUGAUAGCUCCACAUUUGAAGCUCCUCCAGGGACACCACCAUGGGAUUACUUUGGCCUUUUUCAUCCUGUCGAGAGCCAGUUGUCAUUUCAUGAUGAGAAGGAGUCUGGUCACGAUUUUGAAAAUGCUGAUGAUAUUAGGCGCCUUAGGGAGAAAGAAGGAAUUCCUGAGCUCGAGGAGGAAUUGGAGAAGUCCCAUGCUCAUGUUGGUGAUAUUAGUAGCCCCCAACAGGAGAAAACUCCAGAUGUGAAAGAUGGAGAGAAAUCUAGUAUGAGUGGCCGAGAGGAUGAUUUUGCAGAGUCAGAAGAUGAUUUCGACAAACCAUCAUCUGAACCUUUAGUACGGGUGUUCAAAAACCGCAAUGAUACACCUGUUGAAAACACUGUAGCUAAGCAGUCACCUGCACAUAUUGCUUCUGAAAAGGUUGCUUUGGAAAAUAUUGAUUCUAAAACUGACAAGCCAAAAAAUGACAACAGGGUACUUGACAUUAGCAUGUAUGAAACUGAUGAAAGCCCUGUGACAAGCCCUGUCAAAGAAGUGGCAUCUUCAGUUGCUGCUCUUACUAUGAAUGGAAAAUCCAAGGAACCUUUUCAUGUCGUAAGAAAUGAGGUGAAGGACUUGUAUACAUCCAUGAAAGAGGUUGAAAUCUUAUUUAUUAAGGCUUCUGAUUCUGGGAAAGAAGUACCAAGGAUGCUUGAAGCAGAUAAAGUCAAUUUCCGCCCUUUGCUACCUAAAGAAAAAGCGCAUGGAUUAAAGGCAUCAGGCUUUUUUGCAACAUUCUUUGCUUGCUGCAGGGAGGAAGUCCCUGUUCCUCAACCUCCUCCUCAGGCUGAAGUGAAGUAUCUUACCUGGCAUAGAUCAAUGUCUUCACACUCUUCGUCUUCUAGGAACCCUCUUGGGGAUGCAUCAAAAGUUGAUGUUGAUGGUCUCACUGGAAAUAUCUUCAGUGGUGUAUACAUGAAUUCUGGCAGUCACGCUUCCACGCUGGAUAGAUUGUAUGCAUGGGAGAGAAAGCUUUAUGAUGAAGUUAAGGCCAGUGGUACAAUUUGCAGACAGUAUGAUGAGAAAUGUAGGCACUUGAGACACCAGGAAUCAAGAGGAGAAAGCCAAAUGAGUAUUGAUAGAACCCGUGCUGUUGUGAAGGACUUGUACUCCAGAAUUUUAGUGGCUGUUCAAAGAAUUGACAUGAUUUCGAAGAACAUAGAGGAUCUUAGGGACAAAGAGCUCCAACCACAGCUGGAGGAGUUAAUUGGAAGUUUGAAUCGCAUGUGGGCAACGAUGCUCGAGUGUCACCGGCAACAACACGAGAUUAUUAAGCUAGUAUCCCAUAGUGGCAACAUGAAGGUUGUAAUUCGGUCGGAAUCACAGUUCCAAGCAGCUCUACUCCUCCAGGUUGAACUAAACACUUUAUGUUCAAACUUCCAGAGAUGGGUAGGAUCGCACAGAUCUUACUUGAAUAGCCUCAAUUCAUGGUUACUCAAAUGCGUGAAAUCACUAAGGAAGAAGAAAAAGUCCAGGAAGAGGAAGGACGCUGAUAUUCAAAUAACAGAAUUUGAUGUUGCGCCCAUAUUUACAAUCUGCGAGCAGUGGCUUGAGUUAUUGAAAGAUUUACCAAUCAAAGACUUGGAAGAUGCUAUUAAAGUUCUUAUUGCUGAUGUAAACCAUUGUGUGCCUCGCCAAGAGAAGAGGCGUGGGGGUUCAAGGUCCACCUUCUCACUAGCCCAUAAUGGAGGAUUGAACGAAGAAAUGGGGGGGAUCCAUAAAAAUGUUCCUCCUACGGAUUUACAGUCAAGCUUGGGGACAUUCCUAGGGAAGCUUGAAGUCUUCUCAGAUGUUUCACUGCACAAAUAUAUGGAACUAAAAGAGAAAAUUAACAAGGCGAAGUACAAUUAUGAGAAAUAUAACAAGUAACUUUGGCGGAGGCAAUCCAUUGGCUCUAAUUUCUGGAAUGGAACAUAUUAACGAAGUCACUAGAGAUGGAUAAGUAAAUCGUCCAUGUGUAUAUUUGUCUGUUGAAAUAACAGGGCACAGACCACUAUCAUCAUUUUUUGUAAAUUGCAACUUGCAAGAUAACCAUGUAUAUUCUAGGUGGGCGGAGGAUGAUAAAUACGUAGAUUUCGGGGCUUCUGGCUAAUGCCAUGCAGCCUUAAUCUGGGGAUGUAAAUGUGGAAUGUAGGUAUAUUAAUAAGACGGGGUUGGGCGGAUAUAGCAUGUAUAUUUUUCCUGGGUUAUAUCAGUAUAUGAGGUUCCAUUUUCUGUAUCUGUGUAAGAUUUGAACAUUUCAUACAGUGCAAAUUGUAUCUGCGUGCAAUUUCAUUCUCCUAA